Solenopsis invicta (red fire ant) is the source of this 1499-nucleotide messenger RNA. RefSeq names its product cilia- and flagella-associated protein 251. Bases 35 to 1474 code for a protein of 479 amino acids. The transcript is spliced from 9 exons. The record is from RefSeq and is a predicted model, not a curated record. Gene Ontology annotation, cellular component: motile cilium. NCBI's taxonomy places the organism in Eukaryota, Metazoa, Arthropoda, Insecta, Hymenoptera, Formicidae. Gene Ontology annotation, molecular function: protein binding.
GUGUCUUAUAUAUUAUGUAUUUCUUUUGAAUUUCAUGAAUAAGAAUGGUGAUGCUUUGAACUGCGAUUGUCCCAAAGUUAUGGCAAAAUUUCAACGUGUCGGCAUGUUUAAUAUGUCAUGCUACGUAUCGAAAAUGCAGCAAGUAUUUACAGCGUGUACAAAUGGCUACAUUUUGGUGUGGGACAAUGUCCUUUACGAUGAUAAGCACGCUAUUGGUGAUAAUUUCAAGAAGAAAAAGCACUUAAAGACUCUUAAUUUACAGAAAAGCAGUAUUACUGUUAUCAUUGAUAACGAAGGUAUGCUUGUUACGGGAAAUUCGAAUGGUCGUGUUACUUUUUAUGACUAUCAAUUGAAACUUUUGUAUUGGUGUCAGAGUUGCGAUCUCGAUUCCAUUCGAUGGAUAAGCUUUGACCUUCAAUCUAAUUUACUAGCUCCGGCAUUUGAGGUCGAUGUACCUAAAAACGAGCAUCAAGAUGAUAGCAAAACAGAGACAAUCUCAUCAACACUUACUGUAAAUGCAGAAUGUAUUACGCAAAUUUAUCAGAGUAAAUCCACCGCAACUAACGAAAUAAUACCGAAUGGCUUGCCAACGGAUGCUACUUUACAGUGUUCUCCAUUUAAUGUUCGAAAUUUUCUUGCAUGUUCUUCUACGGGCAUAGUAGCGCUAAUAGAAAUCUGGAAGCAGAAGUGUCAUGUUGUGUUUUCUCAUCCGGUUGCAGCCACCACUAGUAUAGAUGCUCAUCCAGAAAGCAAUUAUGUGGUUGUGGGUGAUGCACAAGGUACCGUGCAUUUAUACGACCAUGAGAAGUGCACUUUGAUGAUAUCCAGGAACGUACCACCUCUUCCGGAUUACCAGCCAAUUCUCAAAAGGCAGAUAACUGAUGAAAACAUUGUUUAUGUCACCUGUCUACAAAGUCAUGAGUCUUUGAAGGCUGUCACGGCCCUGAAGUUCUCGCCAAAAUGCGAUAUGCUGGUGUGCGGUUUAGAAAACGGGGCGCUCUGGAUUCUACAUCACAUCACCUUAGAUCCUAUAGAUGAAAUACCAUACAAGCAUUCUUCGACGGCCGUCAAUAAAAUCGCUUUCACGCGGUGUGCCGAAUACAUGGCUUACGCACACGUCUUGACAGUGGUAGUGUUCAAAAGAAACAGUAAUGUUUCUUCGAAGGAGCGUAACAUUUGGAACUUUAUCGGAAAAUAUCACUCACAUUAUUUACCCAUCAGAGACAUACUUUUCGGCUCAGCCGCAUCUGAUUCCAAUGCACCACGAUUUUUCUCUUUGGGAGAGGAUCGAGAGCUCAUUGAAUACGAUCUCGCACACAGUGGACCGUAUCCAGUGCCAGGACUUCAAAUCUUGCAUAUUGAUCAAAUAGAACAGAGUGCCAUUCCCCUUUGUCUGGCGUGGUAUCCCAAAUUCGACAAUGAAAGAUUCCUCAUGAUCUCAAAUUCUGAAGUAAUGCUCUUACGAUUUGUAUAGAUCGUGUUAGCAAAACAUAAUAUCC